CGUACAUUUCAAUAUCACCAUUUUCUUCUGUGAGUCACCAAUGGCAGCUACUGUCAAUUUCUAUGGCCAUCUCCCGCGGCAGACCAUCUGCCCCGAAGGAGUGGCUGGACUCACUUUUGGCUUCUCACCCUUCAAAGGGUCGUCUCAAUCAAUGCAGAACAAGAUGAAGAUAACAUGUUUAAGAAAACGGGCAAGUAACAAAUCAUUCAACAAAAGAUGGGCAAAUAUGGUUGUGUCAGCGGCAGAUGAUUUCGACUUCAAAUUGGGUCCUUCUCCAUCCCAUAUGAUCAAGCAAUUCUAUACAUGCAUCAAUGAGAAGAAGUUGAAGGAACUAGAUGGCUAUAUUUCGGAUGACUGUUUCUUUGAGGACUGCUCGUUCCUUCAACCAAUGCAAGGGAAAAAGGAGGUUAUGCAUUUCUUUGGACAACUUACAGCAGGCAUGGGCCAGAAUGUGAAGUUCAUUCUUGAACAUGUAUGUGAAGAUGAUGAAUUUACAGCAGGAGUGAAUUGGCACCUAGAAUGGAAAACGAUACAGAUACCCUUCACCAAAGGAUGCAGCUUCUAUGAAUGUUCUCAAAAGGAGGACAGACUUGUUAUUAAGAAAGCUCUGGUUGUGAUAGAAUCACCCAUCAAACCAGGAGGCAUAGUUCUGACUCUGUUAAAGAAUGUGACUGCAAUAUUUGACGAUUUCCCAAAAGCUGCAGAAUGGUUACUAAAGAGUCCUCAUGUCAUAAUGCAAUUCUGUUCAAAAAUUUACAGCAGACUUUUGGCACCUUUUGUCAAUCCACUUCUGGCGGGCUACAUCAGAGCCUGGAAUCUCAUUGCAAGAUUAUUUGCUUUUGCACUAAACACAAUACUCCAUUUUCUAAUGAAGUAUUUUGGAUAGGAUGCACUCACUAAAGCUUUUAUGUGCAUCAACACCAACACCAACAGUAGAGAGUAGUAGCUAUGCAUCAACAGUCAGUCAUCAUCACCAUCAUGGCUCGACCACAUCUCGAACAACGAAAGAGCAAUCAAUAGUACAAGAACAGGUGGUAAUGGGGGAGGUCUGCUGAAGGAAACAAUAGGAUCCGUCUUUUCAGUUGGAACUAGCCCUUCUUGGACAGAAGCAUUGCUCCCUUGUUUCUUUGGAGUUGAAGUGACUGCAGUACCUGGUUUCAUGAGCAUGUGAUUACCAGUAAUAAAAGUCUUUAAUUAUAUGUGAUGGUUCAGUGUGUGUGUAUAUAUAAAUGUUUGCUUAAAAGUUGAUGAUUAAAAAAAGGGUUACGGGAAA
Populus nigra (black poplar) is the source of this 1273-nucleotide messenger RNA. RefSeq lists its product as uncharacterized. Bases 41 to 886 code for a protein of 281 amino acids. The transcript is spliced from 6 exons. NCBI's taxonomy places the organism in Eukaryota, Viridiplantae, Streptophyta, Magnoliopsida, Malpighiales, Salicaceae. The record is from RefSeq and is a predicted model, not a curated record.